AAAAGAGGCGAAAGCGUGUUUUGUUCCCCUGCUUCAGACACCCUUGCGCGCGUUUGUCCAGCUCUAUGUACUCCUACACUUGCGCGGCCAACCCCACAGUGUCCGAGUCGGGAGAGGUGCAUCGCUUGGUCUCGGAUGCCUUGCAAGAAAGCCAUGAGAAGUUCAUGCGGCGCUUAGACCAGUGGCUCACCCAAUUGGAAUGUCGGCUUCACUUGGACGACGCUUACCUCUAUGAGGCGGAUAUCAUGAAGACGACCAGCCAUGCCAGCAUGAAGACGACCAGCCAAGAGAGUGAGCCGGAGACGGCCAGCCCUUCGGUCGCCCACGAGACCGGGCACGGUGUUGGCAGCCAUGAGCUCCGCAUGGAGCGGCGCAUCUCCGAAUCCAGCUAUGACCUGGCCAAGAAAGAGGCCUCAAAGAUUGAGGUGCGCAAGGAGCUAUACUCGAAGAGCAUGCUGAGUGACGCCAAGCCGAAGAGCUGCUUCGAUCGUGUUUGCCCGCGCUACAAGAAGAUCCAGUCCUUCCUACGGCCCAUCGUGAAGAAUCCCAAGUUCGAGAUGUUCUUCGCGGUGAUCUUGGUGGCCAACUCGUUGUAUAUUGGAGCUCAACUACAAUAUAUGUCCACGAGUCAAAGCACCAGGUUCGAGCCGGCCUUCAUGAUUGCCCAUGUGAUUUUUGCCAGCCUCUUUACCCUGGAAUGCAUGCUAGAGCUGGUUGGCCUGGGUAUUCGGAAGUUCCUCUUCUCUGCUGGUUGGUUUUGGGGCUGGUUGGACGUGUUGGUGGUGAUCAGCGCCUGGAUGGAGUUUGCGUUGGACAUUACCAGUCAAAGCAGCUCCGGGUCCAACACCGGCGUACGUAUCUUGAAGGUCUUCCGCUUCACUCGGCUUCUACAGGGGCUGCGGUCCUUGCGGAUCAUCCGCUUCGUGGGCGGCCUGAGGAUAUUGGUGGUCUCCAUGUUUGACGCCACCAGGGCACUGUCUUGGGCUUUGCUGUUGUUUGCGCUGGUCGUCUAUGUCUUCGGAGUGGUCUUCUCAAACGCAGCCUUAGAUUCCUUGCCAUCAGGGGAUGCACACCCCGAGCUCGUGAAGUAUUGGGGCAGCGUCGACCGCGCCAUCGCAACGCUUUACAGGUCGAUUCUGGGCGGCUUGGAUUGGGGUGACGCCGCCGACGCCUUGCUGGGCACGAACAACAUCAUUUGGGUGCAUGUGUUUUAUUUCUACAUUGGCUUCAUAUGCCUUCUCAUCCUCAAUGUGAUGACUGGCGUCUUUUGCAAUAGCGCGAUCCGCGCGGCCGAGCACGACCAUGACAUCAUGAUGCAAAACCGACAUCGCUUCCGGAACAUGGCCACCAACCUGUUCCAGAAGAUGGACGACAGUGGUUAUGGAUCCAUCACCAUCGAUGAGUUUGAGAAGCUUUUCGAAGAUGAAGACAUGCAGGCCUUCCUUGAUUCCAUCGAGAUCUCAGCCACGGACGCUUGGACGCUCUUCGCCAGUUUGGACAUCGACGGCGAUAAGGUCAUUAGUGUGGAGGAGUUUACCGAAGGCUGCUUGAAGUUGCAUGGCCCGGCGCGAUCCGUGGAUUUGUAUGCCUUGCGGCAGCAGAACGUGAAAAUGCGGGAGCAGAUGCACCAGAUGAGCCAGUCACAAAACCGUAUCGUCGAAGCGAUUCGAGCGAGAGCCAUUUUGACCGUCUAAGACGGACUCGAGAAUUGGCAAACAUCAAUAGAAUGGCAACUGCUUUUGAACAAAAGUAGUGCAUGAGACAGCUUCACCUCUUGUCCGCACUCAGAUCACCAGCGAGAUUUUGCGGGAGCUUGGGGACUUUGGAGAUCUCGGC
Durusdinium trenchii is the source of this 1836-nucleotide messenger RNA. The record is from the annotation of a GenBank genome assembly. Lineage: Eukaryota; Dinophyceae; Suessiales; Symbiodiniaceae.